GAAACCCAGCUCAGCGAGUCACGUGUCACGUAUAAAAGCUGAAGUCGCUCCACUAAGCUGCGCACUCUCUCUCAUUCGAGGAAGCAUCAGUCGUUGAGGUGGUAAUCCAGAACUCCCCAAGAAGCAGCAACCAUGCCACAGCUCUGCGUUGGAAUCAAUGGCUUUGGCCGUAUUGGUCGCCUUGUGUUGAGAGCCUGCUUUGAGAAGGGCAUCAAGGUUGUGGCCAUCAAUGACCCCUUCAUUGACCUGCAGUACAUGGUCUACAUGUUCAAGUAUGACUCCACUCACGGCCGUUACAAGGGGGAGGUGUCUGCAGAGAAUGGCAAGCUGGUCGUCGAUGGCCAGGAGAUCUUUGUCUUCCAGUGUAUGAAGCCAGCUGAGAUCCCCUGGGGCAAGUCUGGCGCCAAGUACGUGGUGGAGUCCACUGGAGUCUUCCUCUCCACGGAGAAGGCCUCUGCUCACAUCAGCGGCGGGGCCGAACGCGUGGUGGUGUCGGCGCCGUCGCCCGACGCCCCCAUGUUUGUCAUGGGCGUCAAUGAGGACAAAUACGAUCCCUCCUCCAUGACCAUUGUCAGCAACGCGUCGUGCACCACCAACUGCCUGGCCCCCCUGGCCAAAGUCAUUCAUGAUAACUUUGGCAUCGAGGAGGCCCUCAUGACUACAGUCCAUGCUUACACGGCCACUCAGAAGACCGUGGACGGACCCAGCGCCAAGGCCUGGCGCGACGGCCGCGGGGCUCACCAAAACAUCAUUCCAGCCUCCACCGGCGCCGCUAAGGCCGUGGGCAAAGUCAUCCCCGAGCUUAACGGUAAGCUGACGGGCAUGGCCUUCAGGGUGCCCGUGGCCGACGUGUCCGUGGUGGACCUGACGUGCCGCCUGUCCAAGCCUGCGUCCUAUGCUCAGAUUAAGGAAGCUGUCAAGAAGGCUGCUCACGGGCCCAUGAAGGGAGUGCUUGGUUACACCGAGGAUCAGGUGGUGUCCUCCGACUUCAUCGGCGACACCCACUCCUCCAUCUUUGACGCCGGCGCCGGCAUCUCCCUCAGCGACAACUUUGUGAAGCUCAUUUCCUGGUACGACAAUGAGUGCGGCUACAGCCACCGUGUUGCCGACCUGCUGUUGUACAUGCACAGCAAGUAGAUGCCCAAAGGCACAUCCAGAAAGGGACCACUCUCUCACCAUGCUGGUGUCCUCCUCCUUUCUCUUUUCCGCACAGGCACCACCCAUCCAUCACCUUGUCAUAAUCAUGCCCCAGUUCCUUGGCAAUUAGUUCUUCUGUGCAAGUAGAGAACAAAGAAGAUGUGUUCAGUGUUCUGAUUUAAUCUCGUCUUUAACGAUCUAAGUUGAUUGGCUGGUGACAGUAUUUGUGUCUGUGUGCUCCCUGCCCCUCCCUCCCCGUAGAAGCGUUGUUAUGGCUCAAUACUGUCGUUACCUGCUGGCCGUGUCCAUCUCCGUGUCGCUGUAUUUCCAAGGCUUAUCACCAGUGGAAGGGCGGAAUGACUGUCAUGAAACAAAAAGUAAAACUUGAAACCCAUAAA
Messenger RNA from Syngnathus typhle (broad-nosed pipefish), 1535 nucleotides. RefSeq names its product glyceraldehyde-3-phosphate dehydrogenase, spermatogenic (gene gapdhs). The transcript has 11 exons. Gene Ontology annotation, biological process: glucose metabolic process. Gene Ontology annotation, molecular function: NAD binding; oxidoreductase activity, acting on the aldehyde or oxo group of donors, NAD or NADP as acceptor; NADP binding. Bases 133 to 1137 code for a protein of 334 amino acids. Lineage: Eukaryota; Metazoa; Chordata; Actinopteri; Syngnathiformes; Syngnathidae. The record is from RefSeq and is a predicted model, not a curated record.